Molecule: messenger RNA, 1705 nt
Organism: Selaginella moellendorffii
Lineage: Eukaryota; Viridiplantae; Streptophyta; Lycopodiopsida; Selaginellales; Selaginellaceae
Exons: 5
Coding region: 517-1680 (387 amino acids)
Source: RefSeq, a predicted model, not a curated record
UUCCUCCUCCUUGGGCUAGCGGCGAGAAGAAACAGGUCUCCUCAGAAGGCUUCCAGGAUUUGCCUUACAUCGUUUAUCUGGUGGCUUCGUGCUUGGUCGCCAUUGCUGCUGUAAGGUCGGCUCCAUUUUCGAGUACUUCAACAAAAAUCCCGUGUUUGGGGUGAUUCAACCGGACAGUCCCUUCUACACACCGGUGCUGGGUUUCUUUUCAAUCACUGGCAUCCCAGUUUCUGUAAGUUCCCAUUUUUCUUUGUCCCUGAGAUUGUAUUGUCAAUCUUUGCAGGCGUUCCUAUGGUUUAGAGCUAUCAAACUUGCGAACAAGGACGCUGAAAGGCAGGACAAAGAGGACGGUUAUUUCUAAGCCCAUGUAUAAUACUUUUCUGAUAACUUUUUAGACUUGGCUAAAUAUUUGACAAUUGACCAUUGACUUACGAAUUAAGAACCCUAAAGAUUGACUACAGGUUUUUUGACGUAAACAAGAUAACAUAAAUAUCUGGAUAACGCUUAAGCCCUAAAAUGGCUACUCUUCUCCAGCGAAUCGACCAGCAGCGAUGGCCUCUCGGCCUCCCAAUGCGAUCUCCGCGCUCCUCCUCCUCCUCCUCCUCCUCCGCCAGGAUCUCCUCACUGCGCGUCUCGCGCUACUGCUGCAUUGUGGCGACAGCGGCGGAAUCCACCGCGGCGGAAGCUGCUCCGCCAAAGAGGGGCCCUAGGGAGACGAGGGACGUGAGCAAGGGCCCGAGCGGUGGAGCGAGCGCGGGGGACAUUGGCAGGGGAAUGGGUGCUGAAUUCGACACCGUGGUCACGAACUCGGUAGGGAGCGCCUCUUUCAAGAUCGCCAAGGUUCCCACCAUGGAGGAGCGGGAUUUCCGUGCUGCUGCUGUGAUCGAGGUCGCGGAUGUUGCUCAAGGUGUUCGAUGCAUCACUGUCGACGCUGAGUGCUCCAGAGAGUUUAUUCCCCGGGAGCAAGCAUACACGAAGUCUGGACAAAUGGCCCAAGUUCGCCUCCUUGGCCAAGAGAGCUCCAUCAAGCUCCCAGUGUCGAGCUCUCCCUUCUCCUGGGAAGUAAACCAUGCCGUCACCAUGAAGGCCAGAGCCGACGUUCCUUCGGGCACGCAAAAGCUUCCGCAAUUCUUCCUCUCCGUCAAGAGUCCCCUCCAGCUUCACGUCACCGAGUCGGAAGCACCGGAGUUUUAUGGAUUGAAACAAGGAGAUGAGAUCGAGCUGGGGCCAUUCGACUCCAGUGGGAUGGACUUGCGGCCAGUGCUUUUCAUCACCCAGUAUCCAACGCUGUUGAUAUUCGCGCAGGGGAAAGGCAUAGCCGCGGCCAAGGCAUUGAUCGAGACGAAAGAUGCCGAUGUGAGUAGCCUCAACUUACGGCUGCGGCGGGACGUCCGGCUCUUCUACGUAGCUCCAAGGCCAGAACUACUAGCGUACAAGGAAACGUUCGCAGAGUGGGAGAAGAAGAAGGUGAAAGUUUGCACUUCGGUUGAGGCUGCCAACGAUCAAUGGGACGGCCAAGUUGGAUCGUUCCAGGAAUUAUGGGACGAGGAUGAUCUAGAGUAUGAUCCGAGGAGCACGGCAGUGGUGGUAUGCGCCGAGGCCGGGGCUGAGCAGGAGCUGGACGAACUCUUGGAGAAUGCCGACAUUGUGAAGGAGCAGACUGUCAAAUGGAUCAUCUAAACCCAAAACCCUGAAACUCCAAAAA